AUGGCCAAAUCCGGCGGACAGCUCGUCGUCGACGCUCUGGUCGAGAACGGCGUCACGCAAGUUUUUGGCGUGCCCGGCGAGAGCUACCUGCCGGUGCUCGAUGCGCUGCGCGAUGCGCCGCAAAUCCGGUUGACCAUCGCCCGCCAGGAGGGUGGGGCGGCGAUGAUGGCCGAUGCGCACGCCAAGCUGACCGGCCGGCCCGGCAUCUGUCUGGUGACGCGCGGGCCGGGCGCGGCCAAUGCCUAUGCGGGCGUGCAUGUCGCUGCGCAGGAUUCAACGCCGAUGAUCGUGCUGAUGGGUCAGGUGGCGCGCGGCGACAUGGAUCGCGAGGCGUUCCAGGAAGUCGACGUCAAGGCGAUGUUUGGCGAUCAGGUCAAAUGGGCGGCGCAGGUGGGUUCGACCGAACGGCUGCCGGAGUAUCUCGCGCGAGCCUUUUCCAUCGCGCAAUCCGGCCGGCCCGGCCCGGUCGUUUUGGCGCUGCCCGAGGACGUCCUGUCCGGCACGGCCGAUGUGGCCGCUGCACCGGCAUCGCAACCGGUGAGCGCUCACCCCGACCCCGAGGCAAUCAGGCGCCUUGGCGACAUGCUUCACGCGGCCGAACGGCCGCUGGUCAUUGCCAGCGGGCCGGGCUGGGACGCCGAACUGGUCGACCGUUUCGUCGCAUUCGCCGAGCGCUGGUCUUUGCCCGUUUCCUGCGCGUUCCGGGCGCAGGACCGGUUCCCCAACACCCAUGCCAACUAUGCGGGCGAUGCCGGUCUUGGCAUCAAUCCGGCGCUGGCCGAUGCGAUCCGCAACAGCGAUCUGGUCAUAGCGCUCGGCGCGCGGCUGGGCGACUGCACCACGUCCGGCUACACGCUGUUCGAGACACCGGUGCCGCGCCAGACGCUUGUUCACAUCCAUCCCGAGCCGGACGAGUUGGGCCAUGUGUUCCAGCCGGCCCUGCCGAUCGCCGCUUCGGUCGGCGCGUUCCUCGCCGCCGUCGAAGCGCUUGAGGCGCCGCGCGAUCCCGUUUGGGCAAAAUGGACCGCCCAACUCAACACCGCCUAUCGGGGCUGGACCGACCACGCCACCGCCAUGCCCGGCACGUUCAAUCUGGGCGAAGCGAUCAUCUGGCUCCGCGAGAAUUUGGCCGACGAUGCGAUCCUGACCAAUGGGGCCGGCAACUAUGCCGCCUGGCUGCAUCGCUUCUACCGCCACCGGCGUUACCGCACGCAGGUCGCGCCGACCUCGGGGUCGAUGGGCUAUGGCUUGCCGGCCGCGGUCGCCGCCAAGCUCGCCGAACCCGGCAGGCCGGUGGUCGCGCUGGCCGGCGACGGAUGCCUGCAAAUGACCGUCCAGGAGUUGGGGACGGUGGCGCAGGAAAGGCUCGGCAUCAUCGUUCUGGUCGUCAACAAUUCCAUGUAUGGCACGAUCCGCAUGCAUCAGGAGAUGCACUAUCCGGGCCGCAUCUCGGGCACGUCCCUGGACAAUCCCGAUUUCGUCGCGCUUGCACGCGCCUAUGGUCUUGAAGCCGAACGCGUCGCCGAAACCGGCCAGUUCGCGCCGGCGAUGCACCGCGCUCUCGGACACAAGGGCGCCAGCCUGAUCGAGAUCGUCACCGACCCGCGCGCGCUGAGCCCGACCCGCACGCUCGAUUGA
Molecule: messenger RNA, 1638 nt
Organism: Effrenium voratum
Lineage: Eukaryota; Dinophyceae; Suessiales; Symbiodiniaceae
Source: the annotation of a GenBank genome assembly